AUGAAUAAUGUUAAUAAUUAUACAGUUUCACAAAUAUACUUCAACAUCGCCGAGUAUUGUCUUUUUGGUAUUAUACUCGGCGUUAUAAUAGGUAUUAUAUUGUAUUAUAAUUUAAUAAACAGAAAGUAUAAUACAGUUGCUGGAUUCUUAUUUGGAGGGAAAAAUAUGUCCGUUAUUUCUGUGACAUUGGCUCUUAUUGCAAGUCACAUAACCAGCAUCACUUUGCUAGGUGUACCAGUCGAGAUAUAUCUAAGAGGAACGCAAUAUUGGGCGUCUGCUCUGUCUCUGAUCAUUGUAACAUUUCUCACAGCCGUUAUUUAUUUACCAGUGUUCCACAAACUCCAACUGUCGUCGAGUUUCGAGUAUUUAGAGAUAAGAUUUUCAACACACACCAGAACGAUUGCUGCCGUGAUGUUCAUCAUCAGCAAAUUGAUGUUGCUGCCUAUUGUUCCUUACGUGCCUCUCACAGCCUUCAGACUCGUCACAGAUCAAUUAGCCGAACGCAUUACGGCUGUAGUAUGCGUGUCUUGUGCUACUUUAAUAGCUGUCGGUGGACUACAGGCUAUAGUCACGCUCGGCAUGGUCACAGUAUUCCUGGCAAUAGCCGGUACUGGCUUGCCGAGUGGAUUAGCUCUUUUGCCAAUGGGCUUGGCGAAGAUGUGGGAACUUAAUAGUCUCGGCGGGAGAUUGGUUUUGUACGAUCCCGAUCCCGAAUUGGAGCACCACACGUCCUUCUUUGCAGUCACAUUAGCAUUAAGUACGAAUUGGCUGUGGAAAAUGGCCUUGAGUCAGGGAACUCUCCAGAAGCUCCAAGCGGUAUCGACGAUAAAUAAAGCAAGAGUAUGUUUGAUCAUUGCAUGCGUUGGAGUGAUCUUAAUGAAAUUGCUAUCUUGUACACUCGGCUUGGCGCUGUACGCUUGGUUUGUCGGCUGCGAUCCAUUGCUCGCUGGAAAAAUUAAGAAACAUGAACAGUUAGUUCCGCAAUUCUUGAACCACCUGUCAACAAUGUUUCCUGGUAUCUGUGGUAUAUUCAUUAUAUCGAUAUUCAGCGCCACUGCCGGGUGCAUAGCAACGAUAAUUAAUUCAAUAACUGGAGUGUUGUUUGAGGAAUUCAUAAGACCGUGGAUGCCGCAAGACACCAACGAACUAACAUGUUGCAAAAUCAUGAAAGUUCUUUGUAUGCUGGUUGGGUGUUACUGCGCAUGCGUGGUCUGGUUUGCGAAGGACUUAGACCGCUUGCAGCACGUCGCUUCAGGUGUGACAGGAGUAUCUGCAGGCACUUUACUAGGCUUGUUCACGCUUGGCAUUGUCUUCUCGAGGGCAAACAGUUGUGGUGCAUUAGGAGGGAGUUUGCUAAGUCUACUCUUAUGUGGAUGGCUGCUCAUUGGCGCGGAGAAUUCUCUAGCAAGAGGUGCAUUAACGUUCCAAGGAAAACCUUUGACAACCGCUGGCUGUGGCAAAGUCAACUUCACGCUCACCGCCUUUGAUACCACUACAACUCCAAUACCUAAUCUACUAAACCCAAUCGCCAGCAAACCUCUUCAGUCACUCUUCAGGAUAUCAUUCACGUACUGUCCGUUCGCUGGAGCUAUAACGGUGUUGCUUAUAGGCGUACCCCUAAGUUAUAUGACCGGAAAGUCUCGCACCGAUUCCAUGAACCCUGACGUAUUCUGCCCGCUGACCCAGAGCAUGCUGCACAAGCCCCAGAUGCGAAGCAGGACCGUGUCCGUGGAGGCCAGAGCUCCGAACACUCAGGAAGUGUAUUUAGCUUUGGACGAAGCUCUCAAGCACCUAAAGGAUGUCAUUGAUCGAUAAUAA
Molecule: messenger RNA, 1818 nt
Organism: Bombyx mandarina (wild silkworm)
Lineage: Eukaryota; Metazoa; Arthropoda; Insecta; Lepidoptera; Bombycidae
Product: sodium-coupled monocarboxylate transporter 2
Biological process (GO): sodium ion transport; transmembrane transport
Cellular component (GO): membrane
Molecular function (GO): symporter activity
Source: RefSeq, a predicted model, not a curated record